GGUUUGCUUUGCAGCUCGCGGACUUUAGCCUAAACACCAGCUAGCGAAGUUGGCUUUAUUUGUCCAUGUCUCGGACGCGACCUGGGAGUCUGCCAGUGGCAUUUUAGAGCGCAGGAGCUCGAAGGGGCGGGAGUUGUGGCAAUCCUUCUGGGAUGUGAAAAGCAUGCAGCGGACCUAAGAGACACUGUGCAAAACACAGGAAAUCACUGCGGAUUCUGGGCGCCUCUGCAGACCCGAUCAGACCCUGCCCCGCGGCGCCAGGAGCAGUGGCCAGCAACUGAGCGUCCCGUCCUGCCAGCUCCUGCGCUCAGAUCCGCACGUCCCCAGGGCCCGGUGCCCUCAGCCACCACCAUGGCCCCCAGUCGCCGGACCGGACCAGAGGUCUCUGUCGCCUACUGCUGGCUCUUUUUCACCGGCUUCUGCUUAUCAUUCAAUGUUGAUGUGAAAAAUUCAAUGACUUUCAGUGGCCCAGUAGAAGACAUGUUUGGAUAUACUGUUCAACAAUAUGAAAAUGAAGAAGGCAAAUGGGUGCUAAUUGGUUCUCCAUUGGUUGGUCAGCCUAAGAAUAGAACUGGAGAUGUCUAUAAAUGUCCAGUUGGGAGAGGCGAAUUACCUUGUGUGAAGUUGGAUCUACCAGUGAAUACUUCAAUUCCCAAUGUCACAGAAGUAAAGGAGAACAUGACAUUUGGAGCAACUUUAGUCACUAACCCAAAAGGAGGGUUUCUGGCAUGUGGGCCCCUAUAUGCUUACAGAUGUGGACAUUUGUAUUACACAACUGGAAUCUGUUCUGAUGUCAGCUCCACAUUUCAAGUUGUAAACUCUGUUGCUCCUGUACGAGAAUGUGCCACUCAGCUGGAUAUAGUCAUAGUAUUGGAUGGUUCCAACUGUAUUUACCCAUGGGAAAAUGUUACAAUCAUUUUUAAAUGACCUUCUUGAAGAAUGGAUAUUGGUCCUAAGCAAACACAGGGUAUUGGCUUUAUAUUUCAGGUUGGAAUAGUACAGUAUGGAGAAAAUGUAACCCAUGAGUUCAGCCUCAAUAAGUACUCAUCGACAGAAGACGUGCUUGUGGCAGCAAAUAAAAUAGUCCAGAGAGGUGGCCGCCAGACCAUGACCGCUCUUGGAAUAGACACAGCCAGGAGGGAGGCUUUCACUGAAGCACGGGGUGCUCGAAGAGGUGUUAAUAAAGUUAUGGUUAUUGUGACCGAUGGAGAGUCUCAUGACAACUAUCAUCUUAAAAAGGUCAUCCAAGACUGUGAGGAUGACAACAUUCAACGGUUUGCCAUAGCUAUUCUUGGCAGCUAUAAUCGAGGAAAUUUAAGCACAGAAAAAUUUGUGGAGGAAAUAAAAUCAAUUGCAAGUAAGCCAACGGAGAAGCAUUUUUUCAAUGUCUCUGAUGAAGCAGCUCUACUCACUAUUGUUGAAGCUCUUGGAGAAAGAAUAUUUGCUCUGGAAGCUACAAUUGACAAGUCAACAGCUUCAUUUGAAAUGGAAAUGUCUCAGACAGGCUUCAGUGCUCAUUAUUCACAGGAAUGGGUCAUGCUUGGAGCAGUAGGAGCCUACGAUUGGAAUGGAACAGUUGUCAUGCAGAAGAGUGAUCAGAUUGUAAUCCCACAAAACAACAGCUUUAAUGUUAAUCCCACAGAAACAAAUGAACCUCUUGCUUCUUAUUUAGGCUACACAGUGAACUCAGCCACUGUUUUUGGUGAUGUGAUCUAUAUUGCGGGACAACCACGGUACAAUCACACAGGCCAGGUGGUUGUCUACAAGAUGGAAGGUGAAGACAUCAAUAUUCUUCAAACGCUGAGUGGAGAACAGAUAGGUUCCUACUUUGGCAGCGUUUUAACAACCAUUGACAUCGAUAAAGAUUCUAACACUGAUCUUCUUCUUGUUGGAGCACCCAUGUACAUGGGGUCAGAGAAAGAGGAGCAAGGAAAAGUAUAUGUGUACACGCUCAAUCAGACAAGGUUUGAGUAUCAAAUGAGCCUGGAACCCAUUAAGCAGACUUGUUGCUCAUCUCUAAAGGACAAGUCCUGCACAAAGAAAAACAAAAAUGAGCCAUGUGGGGCUCGUUUUGGAACAGCGAUUGCAGCAGUGAAAGAUCUCAAUCUGGAUGGGUUUAAUGACGUCGUGAUCGGGGCUCCCCUGGAAGAUGACCAUGGCGGAGCAGCGUACGUCUACCAUGGGAACGGCAGGACGCUGCAGAAGAAGUAUGUUCAGCGUAUUGCAUCCGGAGGAGAUGGAGAGACAUUGAAAUUUUUUGGCCAGUCCAUCCACGGAGAAAUGGAUUUAAAUGGAGAUGGGCUAACGGAUGUGACCAUCGGGGGCCUUGGUGGUGCUUCCCUCUUCUGGUCUCGAGAUGUGGCUGUAGUUAAAGUGACCAUGAAAUUUGAGCCCAAUAAAGUGAAUAUUCAAAAGAAAAACUGCCAAAUGGAAGGAAUUGAGACAGUAUGCAUAAAUGCCACUGUGUGUUUUGAUGUGAAAUUAAAGUCCAAAGAAGACAUUAUUUACAAAGCUGAUAUGCAAUACCGAGUCACAUUGGAUUCACAAAGGCAGAUAUCUCGAAGUUAUUUCUCUGGAAUUCAAGAUAGAAAGAUUCAAAGAAACAUCACAGUUCUGAAAUCAAAAUGCACUAAACAUUUCUUCUACAUGUUGGACAAGCAUGACUUCCGGGAUUCUGUGAGAAUAACUUUGGAUUUUAAUCUCAGUGAUCCUGAAAAUGGGCCCAUUCUUGAUGAAGCUCUGCCCAAUUCAAUACACGAAUAUAUUCCCUUUGCCAAAGAUUGUGGAAAAAAGGACAAAUGUAUCUCAGACCUUGCCCUAGAAGUGUCCACCACAGAAAAGGAUCUGCUGAUUGUCAAGUCUCACAAUGAUAAACUCAACAUUAGUCUUACAGUCAAAAAUAAAAAGGACAGUGCCUAUAAUACUAGAACCAUAGUAAAUUAUUCUCCAAACUUAAUUUUUUCAGGAAUUGAGGCAAUCCAAAAGGACAGUUGUGAAUUCAAUCAGAGUAUCACAUGUAAAGUUGGGUAUCCCUUCCUGAGAAAUGGAGAAGUGGUUACUUUCAAAAUAUUAUUUCAGUACAACACAUCUUGUAUUAUGGAUAAUGUGGUUAUUAACUUAAAUGCAACAAGUGACAGUGAAGAACCUCCUGAAACGCUUUUUGACAAUGAAGUCAACAUUACCAUUCCUGUAAAGUAUGAAGCUGGAAUACAUUUUUACAGUUCUGCAAGUGAAUACCACAUUUCAAUUGAUGUCAAUGACACAGUCCCUGAGGUUAUUAAUUCUACUGAAGACAUUGGAAAUGAAAUUAAUAUCUUCUAUUUGAUUACAAAAACUGGACUUUUUCCGAUGCCAGAACUUAAACUGUCAAUUUCAUUCCCCAACCUGACCUCAGAUGAUUACCCUGUCCUCUACCCAGUCGGAUGGUCAUCUUCUGAUAAUGCAAAUUGCAGACCGAGUCACCUUCAGGAUCCUCUUCAGAUCAAUUCUGGGAAGGAAACGACCAUAUCCAAAUCUGAAGGUCUCAAACAAGGCACAAUCCAGGACUGUAGUACGUGUAAAUUUGCUACCAUAACAUGUGAUCUGAUUCCGUCUGAUAUGACCCAAGUGAACGUUUCACUUAUCUUAUGGAUGCCAACUUUUAUAAAAGCACAUUUUUCCAGCUUUAAUCUAACUGUAACAGCAGAACUCCAGAGUGAAAAUACAUCAUUUGUCUUAAGUAAUAGCAAUAAAAAGAGAGAGCUGGCUAUUCAAGUAUCCAAAGAUGGUGUUCCAGGCAGAGUACCAUUGUGGGUUAUCCUGUUAAGUGCUUUUGCUGGAUUAUUGUUGCUAUUGUUGCUCAUAUUAUUAUUGUGGAAGAUUGGAUUCUUCAAAAGACCAUUGAAGAAGAAAAUGGAGAAAUGAAGUAUUUUACGAGAUAAAAAAUUAGCAAUAAUUCAAUGAUUUUUCCUCAGGUUUGCCUCAAAUAUGUGACAAGAAAUUUAACAUUAAUUAAAGGCAUGGUCACAUAACUUUCAGUAAUCCAUCAGGGAUUAAUUACUUGGAAAAUUACAGAUCAAGCAAGAUCCAAAAACCAUAGCAUAAAGACAUAUUUUAGUAAAUGCUGACACUAUUUUUAAAUAAUUACUCACUUUUGUUGAGUAAGCAAACAUGCAAUUUUUAAAGGUU
Molecule: messenger RNA, 4167 nt
Organism: Suncus etruscus (white-toothed pygmy shrew)
Lineage: Eukaryota; Metazoa; Chordata; Mammalia; Eulipotyphla; Soricidae
Gene: ITGA1
Product: integrin subunit alpha 1
Exons: 29
Biological process (GO): integrin-mediated signaling pathway; cell-cell adhesion; cell-matrix adhesion
Cellular component (GO): integrin complex; external side of plasma membrane
Molecular function (GO): integrin binding
Source: RefSeq, a predicted model, not a curated record